Molecule: messenger RNA, 1518 nt
Organism: Daldinia vernicosa
Lineage: Eukaryota; Fungi; Ascomycota; Sordariomycetes; Xylariales; Hypoxylaceae
Product: RNA-binding domain-containing protein
Exons: 7
Coding region: 1-1518 (505 amino acids)
Cellular component (GO): cytoplasm; nucleus
Molecular function (GO): mRNA binding
Source: RefSeq, a predicted model, not a curated record
AUGUCAUUUAUACCCCACCUAGAUGCUGACGAGUCGCAGCGCGAGAGAUCUCGCUCUCCCCGACGUGGCCGUUCGAGGAGCCCGGGCCGCUCAGGUCGCCGCCGAUCAUACUCGCCGCGGAGCCGGUCUCGAAGCCGGGACGACUAUCGUAGAUCGGAUAGACGAUCGCGAUCUCCCAUGACUGGAGCUGGGGCGCCAGUUGGAGGAUCAGGUUCGGGUUACGGUGGACCACCUCAACGGUCGUACGAGGAGCGUGCGGCAGCACGAGAACAGAUGAUGAAUAACAUUCGCGAGACGUCGCAGCAGGACCGACGCGUCUACGUCGGUAAUCUGUCCUACGAUGUAAAAUGGCACCAUCUCAAGGAUUUUAUGCGGCAGGCUGGAGAAGUUCUCUUCGCCGAUGUUUUAUUGCUUCCGAACGGGAUGUCUAAGGUGGGCUUCUACACAAUUGUGGAAUAUGCUACAAGGGAGCAAGCGCAAACAGCUGUCCAGACUCUCAGCAACCAGAAUUUGAUGGGACGACUCGUCUACGUUCGUGAAGAUCGAGAAGCGGAACCACGAUUUAUCGGCGCAACCGGAGGCCGCGGUGGCUACGGCGGCGGAAUGCAAGGGGGCUACAGUGCCGGCGGCGGUGCUGGAGGCGGCGGAGGCGGUAGUGCCUACGGUGGUGGUGGUGGUGCCGGCGGCGGCGGCGGCGGCAUGGGUGGUGGCAACCGCCAGAUCUACGUGUCCAACCUUCCUUACACCGUAGGCUGGCAAGAUCUUAAGGACUUGUUCCGCCAGGCUGCUCGAAAUGGCCAGGUGAUCCGAGCCGAUGUCCAUCUGGGCCCAGAUGGUAGACCGAAGGGUUCCGGCAUUGUUAUGUUUGAGCACCCCGAGGAUACGCGCAACGCCAUCCAGCAAUUCAACGGCUUUGAGUGGCAAGGCCGUCUACUCGAGGUUCGCGAGGACCGUUUUGCCCACCAAGGUGUGGGAGGGUACGGCCGAGGCGGUUUCGGCGGCCGCGGAGGCUUUGGCGGCUCUUACGGAGGUCGCGGAGGCUUCGGAGGUCGUGGUGGCUUCGGCGGCGGUGGCGGCUACGGAGGACGUGGAGGUUACGGCGGUGGAGGCGGUGGUGGUGGUGGACCCGCUGGUGGAUUCGAUGCCGCCAACACUACACCAGCCGCUCCGAACCCGUUUACGGAUUUCGCUACCUCGGGAACUGAUCCAAGUGAGACGAUUUAUGUCCGAAAUCUUCCUUGGUCUACUAGUAAUGAAGAUCUCGUUGAGCUAUUCACCACAAUCGGCAAGGUUGAACAAGCUGAGAUCCAGUAUGAGCCUAGCGGAAGAUCCAGAGGAUCUGGUGUGGUUCGUUUCGAUAGUACCGCGACUGCCGAGACCGCCAUCUCUAAGUUUCAGGGUUACCACUACGGAGGCCGGCCCCUUGGUCUCAGCUUCAUAAAAUAUGUAACCCCAGGCGGAGGAGACAGCAUGGAGACGGAUGCGCAUGGUGGUCUGACCCAAGAUCAGAUCAUGUAA